Molecule: messenger RNA, 2238 nt
Organism: Alligator sinensis (Chinese alligator)
Lineage: Eukaryota; Metazoa; Chordata; Crocodylia; Alligatoridae
Gene: ANKRD33B
Product: ankyrin repeat domain 33B
Exons: 4
Coding region: 611-2167 (518 amino acids)
Molecular function (GO): protein binding
Source: RefSeq, a predicted model, not a curated record
CAGGCUGCCCUGUGUCUCCUCGGGGCUUUCUGCCUGCCGGAGCUGCUCAGAUGCUCUUCUUCUUGGAAAUCACAGCUCCUGGGGGAAGCAAACAGAGGAUCCCACUGCUGCUGGGCUGAGGCUGGGGGGCUGCAUCUAGCUACCUGGAAGGGUCUUGGGGAGUCCUUGAGGGAGCAGAGGGAAAGUGGCAGGGGCUCUAUAAGGGAGCUGUGGGUGGCACUGGGGUGACCUGCCUGUGGAGGGCUGCCAGGGGCUGCCUGUAUGCACAAGGGGCAGGGUGGGAGCUCAGGGCACUUUGGUUUAUGGGGAGGCAGGGGUUCUCAGUGGGUCUAGGGGUGUCUCAGUAUAUGCAGGUUUCUCAGUGGGUCUAGGGGUGUUUCUGGGUGUAAGGGUGUGAGUGUGUGUCUCAGUGUAUAGGGGAAUAUCAAGCGUAGGGGCAUGAGUAUGUGUCCAGGGGUGUCUCAGUAGGUAUAAGGGAUCUCAGUGGGCAUCUCAGGGCGAGGGGAGGUCCCUGCUCCCCUCUCAAGGGGUUUCUCCCUGACCUGUAGAUUCCCUCUUAUUUUUGGGGAGCAGGUCCAGCAGCAGGGCCCAUCCCCAGUGAGAGCGGACCAUGGUGCUGCUGUCUGGGGAAAAGCUGAAGGGGGAACAGCAGCAACAGGUCUGUCCCAGCUCAGACAGGGAGAGGGAACCGCAGAGCCCAGGACAGGAGAGGCCGGCAGCUGAGGGGGAGGAGGAUGGUGGCGAUGAUGAAGGGGAAGAAGACGAGAAUGCUGAGGAUGAGAGUGAGGAGGACUAUGAGGAGUAUGAAGACUUCUCGGAGCUGCCUGACACUCACAGCAUCACCUCGGAUGACUCCUUCUACCCACCGGGCGGUGAUGACGAUGAGGGUGAGACUUGGUCACUGGGUGAAUCUGAGUCCGAGAGCCCCGAGCCGCUGACCCUCUUCCGUGCUUGCUGCACCAAUAAUGCCGUCCUGCUCAAGGCACUGAUCCGCCAGGGCCCCGAGGAGGAGGAGGUGUGCGAGGCCGACCGCAACCGCCGGAAUGGCCUUAUUGUUGCCUGCUACCAAGGUUUUGUGGAUAUUGUAAUAGCCUUAGCACAGUGCCCUCAUCUUGAUGUAAACUGGCAAGACAAUGAAGGGAACACAGCUCUAAUAACAGCUGCACAAGCAGGGCACAUAACCAUUACAAACUACUUGUUGAACUAUUUUCCUGGUCUUGAUAUUGAGAAGAGGAAUGUAUUUGGAUACACAGCACUGAUGAAAUCUGCAAUGCAAGGCCGAACAGAGUGUGUGAGAACCUUAAUGUUGGCAGGGGCAAAUGUUCAUUCAACUGACCCAAAUCGUGGAAUGACUGCCUGGGAAUGGGCUUGUUACACUGGAAGAUCAGAAUCUGCUAUGCUCAUGCAGAAGCUGAUGGACAGUCCGCGCCCCGAGCAGUUUUGUGAUCGAUAUAAACCAGAAUGGCCAAAGAUGAAGGAACUUCUUGAGAAGGCUGUGGAACCAAAAAGCUGUUUUCAGAGGCUAUCAGAGUGUUUGAGGUCAGCAGUGACAUUUAGGGUUGCCUCAAACCCUGAAGAGGAUGGUGUUCUUGAUCACAUGGUUAGGGUGACAACAAGUUUAGGUAGUCCCUUUGUUGCCCUGUCUUGCAGGACUGUGUGUCCAGGGAGCCCACCCUGUGUGGGGAAACGCACACUGUCUGUGCAGGAAAUCCUGAGGAAGCAGAGAGUCCAAGAGAUCCGCUCUCAGGACAGAGAUCAUGUUAGUAGCUAUGAGAAAUUAUUUCAGAACUCCAAAAUCAUGGUGGUCCCCAAAAGGAAAGACCGGAGGGCUAGUCUGCAGCCUUUAAGCUUCACUGUGUCUCAAGCAAGUGUGGUAGCCCCAAGGAAAGCAAGCCUUCUGCCACUCCACCUUCUCAGAAGGAGCAGUGUAAGACCAGGAUUUGUGAUCCCCAAAGUCCGUAUUACCAAGGCUCCUCCACCCAACUUCCAGCCAGAGCCAGUGAGGAGGAAGAACAGUGUCAGAAACAACAUGUACCUGCAGAUCCCUAAAUGGAGAUACAAAGAGUUGAGAGAGGAACGGAAGAAGGCAGAAGAGCAGGAGAAGAGAAGGGCAGAAGAGAUCCAGAGACAGAAGCACAUCUCUCUCCAUCAAAAAAAAAAGACUUGAUUCAAUUAUGGGAAUUACCACAAAAGGUCGAGAUGUCAUCACCCAGGGUAGAAGGCUGCAUGCUGUCAAAC